This is a messenger RNA of Chiloscyllium plagiosum (whitespotted bambooshark), 618 nucleotides long. Lineage: Eukaryota; Metazoa; Chordata; Chondrichthyes; Orectolobiformes; Hemiscylliidae. The record is from RefSeq and is a predicted model, not a curated record.
AGAAUAUUGUUAUUCCUUCAGUGUCACUGAGUCAAAAUCCUAGAACUUCCAUCCCUGACGGUAUUGUGGGUGCACCUACAGCAGAUGGACUGCAGUGAUUUAAGAAGGCAGCUCACCUUCACCACCUCAAAGGAAACCUGGUGCAGGCAAUAAAUGCUGGCUCAGCCAGUAAUGCCCAGAUCCAACUGGUAAAUUUAGAAAGAAUCUCUGGAGCAGCCACAGACAACCAACACAGUUGAGGAGCCUCUUGACCUGAUCCGACUCAGUUUGGAUGAGAGAAUUUACGUGAAAAUGAGAAACGACAGAGAACUUCGGGGGAGAUUACACGCCUACGAUCAGCAUUUAAACAUGAUUUUGGGUGAUGUUGAAGAAACUGUUACAACUGUAGAAAUCGACGAGGAAACGUAUGAGGAGAUAUACAAACUGCGCUUUAUUCAUCUACUGAAGUUGACUUCUAGCUCUCUAGCCCAGUAUCAUCCACUGACUAGUCACAGCUCUCCAGCAUCCACAGUUCUUGGUUUAGUUAUGUCAGUUAACCCUGGAUGUCCAAUCCCAAUGCCAGCUCUGAAGAUCCAUUUCACUGCGUCUUUACAGACUAUGUAGGAUCGCUAUCCAAAG